CUUCACUGGACUAACACCAGCGCUGGGGCAGAGCCUAGACGCUACUGGAGAAGAAUUCCUAGAGCUCACAGAGAGACUACUGGAACAAGCUCCGGCUGCUGCCCUGGCAAAGCAGAACUGCAAGCUCUGGGAGUCUGCCAUCCAGGGUCCCCCCAUGGACUCUGCAGACGCAGGUGGGGAGAAGGGCGAGGCUGAUCUGGAAGCUGCCUCGGGUGAGGGCUGCUUGGCAGUGCACAGAAUAGGGGAGCCCCCGAAAUGCAAGCAGGAUCCCCGAGACGCAGGCAGUGACCCCCCUGGUCUGGACCUGCUUCAGUACGAUCAGGAUAUUGACUCGUUGCUGAGGAUGGUCGCUGAGCUCAAUGGGAAGAUUGGGGGGCUACAGGGACCAGCCAGUGCCAAAGAGGGUGAUGCCGUCCCCCUUAAAGAGAUGCCCGGUGUUCAGAGCCCAGAGCCUCAGUGUAGCCCCCUAGAAGAUGGAGGUCCACCAAGCAGCACAGAGACUCCAGGGCAAGGAGGCAGCACUGAGCUGUGGACGGAGGUGCAGAGGUUACUGGACGCCCUGGACAGCUCCAUCAACAGCAGAAGGGCCAGGGCUGUCCCCUGCACGUUCCAGGACAGUGACAGUCACAUCGAGCACCUCACAGCAGCCUGGGAAACCUGGGUCCACGUCACACAGGUGCUUGAUGACAUGGAAACAGAGUUGGGGAUCCCCUCUGUCCCGGGGCUCCCCCCCGAGGAGCGCAGCUGCCUCCAGAGGGAAGUCCUCGCCUCCCGCCAGGGGAACCGCGACCUCCGCACGACCCUGCAGCAGCGGGAGCAGGAGAUUCACAGGUCGAAGGUCAUGCUGAGCAGCCUGCAGGAGGAGCGUGACAGACUCAAAAAUAAGGUAAUCUCUCUCCAGUGCAGCCUGCAGGCAGUGGGCAGUGUGCCCCUCCCUCCCAGUGGAAUCAUGAGCCCCCCUUGCCUGGCCUCACCCCCUUGCCCUGGCUCUCCUGUGCCCCUCCCUGCCCUGGGCAGCGGAGGUGAGAGACCCACUCCAGCCACACCCACAGUCCUUGUCUUUGAGAACGGAAUUGAGCAGCUGCACAGGUGCAUCGAGAGGCUGAGGUCUCGAAACGAUCGUCUCUCUGCAGCGCUGGAGAGAAGGAAGGGGGAGUCGGAGCGGCUCAGCAUGUUACUGGGCAAACACGAGUCCAGCAACACAGCCCUGCAACUGGCUCUGAGAUACAGUGAGGACUCUGUGGAAGCCUACAGCGAGCUGUGGUCUCUGUGUGAAGCCAGGAGCGCCGCCCUGCUGGAGACAAGAGGGGCUGCAGAGCCGACUGCUUGCCCUGACUCUGCUGAGAGAAGCCCAGAGACCGGAGAGUCCUCUCACUCAGCAGCAGAGGGCGCCGUGGAGCAAACCCUUGCAGCACAGAGCGGGCGGGAUCGUGACAGUGCGCUCCGGGAGAGAAUCCUGCAGCUCAGGAAGGACCUGGAGGCCGUGCAGAUUCCUGUCCUUGAGCCAGGCGCUGGGGAGACGGGGGGCAAGGACACAGACACCCUGCCUGGACACAGAGACCCAAAGCCAGGCAACACACCCAGCCCCAAGAGGGGGAAAACAGCCCUGCUCCAGGAGCUUGUCAACGUCAGGGAGGAGAUGGCCGAGCUGAGGGAAGAGAUCAGGCUGGCGGAGAAGGAGAGGAGGAGUCUGGAGUGGACCCUGGCUGCUCACAAGACACAGGAAACAGCCAGCAGACUGAUACUGGAGAGCCUCCGGGCAGAGCUGGAGGAGGAGGAGGCAGGGAUACAGAUCCCCCCAGAGUGGGCGGCUCCAGCAGCCCCUAGUGUGGGGGUCCCGGGACCCCAAAACGAGCCAAUCCUGCAAGAGAUUCAGGCAGCACUGGGACGGGAGCUGGCUCUGAGUAAGCGGGUGUCUGCUCUGCGCGGCUCUUUGGAGGUGGUUCUGACGGACAGCGCCACCCGCAGGAGACAGAGUGCAGAGAUCACCGCCCAGCUGGCCAGGGAGCACAGUAGAGCGACAGCAGCCUACCAGAGCUCCCGGAUGAAGUACCGUGAGCAGCUGUGCCGUCUGGAGCGUCAGAUCGUGGUGAUGUCACAGAGGCAUAGCGCCCAGAUCGGCGGACUGCAGGGGGCGCUGCAGGCCCUGGAGUGGAGGCGAGCCGAGACCACACUCUGACUGCACCACAGACCCCGAGCACAGUGAAGAAAGAUAACCAGGAUCCUUUUUAUUAGGGCUGUGCUGCUACUCGAAUUGCCUUUAAGAAGUAUUUAGUGGCAGGUAUUCAAUCAAUCCAUUCGUUAACAUGUUCAAAACAGGAAAAGCUGUCCUUCCCUCACGUCUGCCUUUUCAUCGUCUGUUUACGGACUCGGAACCCCAGUACGGCAGUGAAAAUGUCAGCUCCCCAGAUCAGAGGAAAAUAAUCUUCCAGACGGCUUUUGAAACACUAAUUAACACUGCAGAAGUUAAGUGACAUUGACUGGUAUCCAGUUGUAAACGCGAGGGAAGGACAGCUUUUCCUGUUUUGAAAUCAGCACGCCAAUGAAUGGAUUUAUUGAAGACCUGCCGAUAAAGGCUUCUGAAUUCAGAGUCCAGGUAUCAGCACACCCAUUCGUUUUAUUGUGUUUCAUCUCAGUAAGGGCAAUGUAAAUUGGAUCUAGUGCGAAACCAAAGGUCUUACAUUUUUUUCGUCCUUCAUUAGAUUUUCAGUACUUUUCUGUACAGGUUUGAUUGUAAUAAAUAAAUAACUCUAGAGUGCACUGCUGCAGGCUCCCCACAAGAGGGUGCUAGAUUAUAAUUAUUAUUUUGUUUAAUCAGAAACUACAAUAGCUGCCAUAGCUUCUACGAAGGAGAAAAAAGUAUUUUUCUGCACAGAUAUCUUGUUUAAUUUUACACUUCCAAAAUAACUCCUUGGUGUCUGUUUGCUACAUUUUAACACUUUGUAGAUACUCGCUGCCACAUAUGAAAUGUAUUGAUAAUGCAUUUAUACAGCAAGACAUUAUGGCAUUGUAAUAUAAGGUUUGUCAGGUUUACAGUUUGUUCGAAGGGUGUUUGGACUCCAUGAUCCUCUCCCUUAAUGUGCAUAUUUGUAAAAAACUGAAUUAUGUAUUGUUUUUAUUAAGCACUGUAAGCUUUUCACAUUAAACAGCUACUAAAAAAACCACGUACAUAAAUCACUGUCUGAAUUGUGACAGCUGUAAUCGUAGCCCCUUUUACAGUCAAUGUCCGGAUUCUUUCUGUUUUUUAUAUACAUUCAAUAUUUUUAUUACAUUAUUUAUGUUAUAAAUCCCCAAAUUCCUACUCUUAUUUUAAAGGAUUAAGUUAAUCUAAACUGAUACGGAAUGAUUAUGUUUGCCAGCGAUAACGAGGACAAGAGGGUUGGCUAAUUAAUGAAAAUUUUGUAACUAACUAAACACAUUAACGAACAAACUCACAAA
Messenger RNA from Acipenser ruthenus (sterlet), 3438 nucleotides. Its product is annotated as colorectal mutant cancer protein-like. The record is from RefSeq and is a predicted model, not a curated record. The coding region runs from base 155 to 2179 and encodes 674 amino acids. The transcript has 14 exons. Lineage: Eukaryota; Metazoa; Chordata; Actinopteri; Acipenseriformes; Acipenseridae.